AUGCAGGCUACAGGAACGGAUCGAGCUGCUGGAUAUGGAAUGAUGUUAGUUAGUGCUUUAAUAUUCGUGUAUUACACGAUAUGGGUCAUCUUUCUGGUAAGUUGUUACCGGCUUUGUAAAUUUAUAAGGUUAUCAGAUAGACUUUGACUCUUGUCAAGCUUAAUAUUUCGAUUCCAUUCGUUUCGCUUACUGAGCUAUUUUGGUGUCAUCGAGACAUUUCAAGAACAGAAAGUUUUUUUAUAACCUGAGGGAAACAACUAUGAAGCAUUUCAUAACAGCUGAAAAUCUUGCUAGAUUUUUGCUUUGACCUCUCUGUUACCAUGGAAGGGAGGGAAGGGAGCACUGAUUUCAAGGAAGGUAAAAGAUAAUGGUAGGGAUUUCAAAACGACUGACAGUGGAAUUCUGCCUUAUGGAAUCCUGUCAAAGGCAAUAACCCUCUUUUAACAGACAGUUUUUCCCUAAAAAAGCUUAUCAUACAUUCUCUAGCCUCUUACGUAUUAUAUACUUCACUUCCAGAAUAUUGGAAAUGAAAAGGAAGUAGUAUUCUUUUUACCCUCUAAAAAUAAGUGCCAUUUCAUUGUCUUUCUUUCAGCCAUUUGUAGAGAAGGGCCAUCCAAUCCAGAGAUUAUUUCUUCCAAGAAUGUAUGCUGUUAUAAUUCCUGUUGUUGCAGGCCUUGUGCUCUUAGGAGUAAUAGGUAAUUCAAACCUUAAUUUGAACCUUAGUCACUCUGAAUAAACUUGCUUGCAGAGUCUUCUUCAAUCUUCUCAAGGGCUCUGUGAGCAGAUUAGUGUGAAUGGGUAUACAGGGAUGUCACUAAGAUUCAGGUAUUAUUAUUAGGUGAGUAAUUGAAUAGCUACGGAGUUGUAGUGGUUCUAUUUUCCUUUGGCGGGGGUCAUGCUGGGUAAGACUAAUCUGCAGAACUGCAGACCGCCAAACCUGUGGAACCGGCGGAACCUACAGAACCUAAAGAAAUGACUGUAUUAUUACAACUGCCUUUGGCUGACUUGAUAAAAUAAUUAGUUGCCAUUAAUUUUUUUACAAUGACCAAGCAAUUUCUCACCUGCUGAUUGGUCGAGAGCUAUUGUUGAUAACAAUACAGACCAUUGAAAACUGUUGUCGAUUUCGGUUUAGUGUCACUGAUUAAGAGCUUUGGUUCCGAAACAAAUCUUUCUCCUUUCUCUAUGUCAAGGUGUCCCUCAAUGAUGGUAGUGAUCUUUGAUAUUUGAAAUUGUUCUUCAUACUAAACCUACAGCCGUCAACAUCAGUACCUUUUACGCUCAUCAUGUCACCUGUUACACACUAAACAAGCUUUUCCAUUCAGCCUUGCCCUGAGAAUACGGCGUACAUGUCCCUCCAAGGCAACGUACAAUCUCGGCCUCCUCAACCAGGAGAUACAACAUGUUCAUACUAUCACACACACUCACACAAGCAACUCACCCACACAUUUCCCACUAGUUGUUGGAUACGCCCCAGCCAUUCACUCAAUAUCAUCUAUUUUUCACAAGCACAUUUACAUUCUCUCAUCUUCCCUACGUUGUGCUACUUUGUUUAAAUAUAGACCUCUCGUUACUUUCCUAUGUACUAACAAGCUGAAAAUUUGCUAAGUGGACUUCUCGUUUGGAACCAGAGCUUUCAAUUAAUGUCAUUGUGUUAUACACUGUUCAAAGUCCUCUAUUUUCCUGCAAGAUCACUGUGAACGAGCAUUACAGGUGGCCAUCUUGACUGGGUCUAGCUUGAACUAUACUUAAACGGUGGUGGACGGUUUGGGAACCCCAAGGCCUGCUCUCUCAGUACAUUUGAAUCCAAUUACAAAGUGACUGCAAGUGAAGGUAAGCGUUCAAUCUCGACGAUCUUAUGAAAAAAAAGGGGGACUGUGAACAGUCUAUCAAUGUUAUAAUUGAUUGUAACUAAUUACUUUAUCACGUUAACUAAAGGCAGUUGUAAUAAAACAGUCAUUUCUUUAGGUUCUGUAGGUUCCGCAGGUUCCUCAGAUUAAACUUACCCGGUCGUGCUUAUAGUAGCCAGUGAAAAUCCCUGGUCCCUGCUGGACCUUAGUGACAUUCCUGGGUAUAAUGUGUCCAAGCACUAAAAUGGAGAAAGUAGAGCAAGAUUAAUGUGAGCCAUAAGUGCAGAGCAUGAGAGGAGCACAAGUGAAACUUGGCCGGCAGUGUGGCUGUUGGUCAGCACAUCGGACUCACAAUCCAGCAGCCCUAGGUUUGAGUCCUGUUCUGGCCACUUGCUGGAUUUGUUCUUGGCUGUCCCAAUUUCAAAACCAAUGGCCACACAAAAAAGUUUGUAGCGUGCGAAAACACCUGUUUCUCUUCGCCGCUAGGGAUGUUUCGCGUGGAGGAACAUCUGCGACUCAGCGACAGAAAUUCCAUACUGAUGACACAAAUCAAUGUUUACAUAAUAAAUCCGGUAGUCAUGGGGUUCCAAAUAUAAAUUUGUCCAAUUUUAUGUGUCUUCUGGUCGAUUUUGGUGAAGAGUUGUGUUCAUGUGCCAACAAGCACCAGCAAAACUCAAAUGCUUUAUCCUUAGAGAGAAGACUAUAAUUAUUCCACAAACAUUGACUGUUUUGUUAGAGAUUCUUCGUGUUUACAUUUGACCUUUGUGGCCUUUUUUUUUUGUCUGUCAUUCGUGAACAAUGGCUAAAACAAUAUAACUACUCUUCUGACUGGAUUCCAGACAGAUUUUACAUCAUCAGUAUGGAAUUUCUGUCGCUGAUUUGCAGACGUUCCUCCACGUGAAACGUCCCAGCGGCAAAGAGCGAGGAGAAACUGAUGUUUUCGCAUGCUAAAAAAUUUGUACAUAGUCAGCUGGGGUCUAUUAAGAUAUUUAUUUUGUUUCUAAUAAUUACUUGAGUGGAGUCAAGAGUGCCUGUAAACUAACUGAAUAAGCUAAGUGCACUUUCCACUAAUAAACAGACCUUUAACCCUUUUAACCUUAUCCUAUGUUUUUGCUUAUUAAUGGCAUGAACAUGAAAAAAUAAUCCAGGAUAUUUGUAAAACAAAAAGGGCAAAUAAGUAGUUAAGCUAAGGUUAAUUAACAACCAUAAAUGUCUAUAUGAACUAGUGAUUGCAUCAUCUUGAAAAGCACAUUAUAUAUAUGUUAUAGGUACAUGUGUAAAGUGUAUUCUCAGGUUAAACCCCUGGGGUGGGGGGAGAGUGCUCAACAAAUGUUUCUACAGGGAGGCUUUGCCCCUAGGUCCAGCUCCUUACCCUUUUAUACACCUUUUUUCACGAAAAAGGUACCCCUUUUUUACACUUUAUUUAGAACUUUGCAUCCAAGCUUAAAUUUCAUUGACAUUACACUCUCAUUGUUUCUUCCAUGGAGACACUUAGGAAACUAUGAAUCUCCUCCAUCUUGUGCACUUCCUCGUAACACACGGGCAGCAUACUUUAAUUGAGGAUAGUAUAAAGACCUGCUGAAUAUAUAUAAUGGAAAGCACAUUUCUUACUUGAUUCACUUAAUUUGGUCUGUGACCCUUGGUGGGCAGACCAGUGGGUGAAAGAAAAAGCAGGGUUUUUAAUAAAGUUUUAAGUAGGUGGCUAAAGCUUUGGAGUUGGUGGAGUAGGAAAAAACUUGCGGCAAAGGCGUGAGUUUCUGGAAAAAUGUUGAAAUCUGGGCCUCUAAGAAGGCAUUUUCAGCAUUCUGGAGCAAAAAUUAGAGUGCUGAACAGGACACAGACAUCAUUAAAUUUUGGCUUUUUUAUUCAGUGACAGCACAUGAAUACUCUAUUUAAACUGGGGUAAUUUCCAAAGAAAAGUAAGCGGUGAGUUCAUGUAAAAUAGCUGGCGAAUUUGUUGGCCACCAGCUCUUAUUGAAAACCCUGAAAAGGACCUUGGACAGUUUGCAGGCAUUAGUCUCUUCCCCUUAUCUUGCAUUGUUUUCUUGUCUCUCGUGCUUAACAUUUGACUAUACCUAAAUAAUAUUGCGCUUUUGUCUAAUUCACCAUUCGUACAAACGAGCCAAUACCUGUAAAUGACCUCUUUUAACUAUUUUCUAUGCCUUUUUUUCAGGAAUAUUUGUUGCUGUUGUAAUGCUUAAGAGCAAGAAGCCAAAAGCUAAGAAAGAGAGCUGAGAAUAUCUUGACUUUAAAUACAGACUGACAUUACUGGGCGCCAAAAAUAUUGAAAAUGUGCCUUGAGGGUAACAUUCCUUUACAUCAUACAGUGAAGUGGAAAAAAUCAAAGAAAUACGUUUUCUUGAGUGACUAAGGAAUAGUUGCAAUUUAACAGUUUGGAGGUGGAUUUAUUGUUUCUUCUUCAAAACUAAACUAUACAUAUCAGCUGUCUUCCCAAGUAAAUGAUGUUUUUGGUGAUGUGGCUCAGUUUUACCCCUUCUACAUUACAGAUAGAUAAUUUUUUCAAUGAGGGUUUCACAUGAUAUCUACAGAUAAUAUACACAUGGCCCUCAACAAAAAAUAUUUACAAAGAUUAUGGUCAUAAAAAGUACUUUUUUAACAAAAAAUGUAGUGGGUAUUUCAAGAACUGGUCCUACUAAAAAGUGAUCCAUAGGGUUGUAAGAAUGUUUUCAAGUACUGUAUUUUCUCAAUUGAACGCCCCUGGCGUUUAUUAAAAAAUCAGCCGCAGUUUUAACCCUGCAUUUUUUUGAGGCUGGCGUUUAAUCAAGGAAAUAUGGAAGGUGAUUUUGCGAUCUUUUAUAUUAAAGAACCGCGGGAUAGACCUGCAAAGUACCUGCUGGCCAAAACAUGAAAUAGGUGGUGAUUUUUCUCACUACCAGCUUUUUUUACAACCCUGGAUCCGUAGAGAAACUUAACUCAAAUUCAAACAUUUUCUGUUCAGAUUUUUACUUCCUUUAUUUUAAACCUGUGUAGAAUAGAUUGUACUAUAUAUUGUUGAAUGUAAAAAAAGAAAUACAGUAAAGGUAGAGCAUUGAUAUAACAACCUCUAGAUAUAACUAAUUCCUUGAAUCAUGAUUAUACAGUGUGGGGAGAUGCCACAUGGUAUUUUUAUGGACACUCCUUUUUGGCUCAUUUUAAGGAAUAAAAUCUGGCAUAAUUACAGUUUAAAUUUUAGUGACAAUGAUAAUAUUCAUCACAAACUCUUUCCAAAACAAUUCAGUAGAAAUUAUUAAAAAGAGAAGUCUUAAGAUCAAUAAAUUUAGGACCAAUGGUUAAGGACAGGGCUCAAGCUCCAAAAACCUUUCUCAGGGAAAAGGAGAUUUCCCUUUUGAGCAAGUAACUUUUCAUGCUCAAUUGCCCAAUUGGCAAAAGGCACAGCCAAGUCACGUUCUAACUUAAAAUUAGGAACUAUACAACUGGUAAUUAAUGCUGCUAAUUACAGCUUUAAAAGAUGCUAGAUUUUGGGAGAAAUG
This is a messenger RNA of Porites evermanni, 5338 nucleotides long. The record is from the annotation of a GenBank genome assembly. NCBI's taxonomy places the organism in Eukaryota, Metazoa, Cnidaria, Anthozoa, Scleractinia, Poritidae.